Pseudovirgaria hyperparasitica is the source of this 2250-nucleotide messenger RNA. RefSeq lists its product as uncharacterized. The record is from RefSeq and is a predicted model, not a curated record. Bases 1 to 2250 code for a protein of 749 amino acids. Lineage: Eukaryota; Fungi; Ascomycota; Dothideomycetes; Acrospermales; Acrospermaceae. The transcript is spliced from 3 exons.
AUGACAAGGCGAUCCAAGCAAACAGACAGCAGACGCGCCGGGGGAGAGAACCCCAGCCCAGCUGGCUCUGGGCAAAGGGUUCUCUCCAGGAAGUUGAACGAGUUGCCGUCCACGGGGCGUGGAACGCUGCUCUUGUUCAACAAGGUCUCUGGUCGAAUGGGACCAGGGCCUACGCAAGAGCAGUUGCAGCAAUGGGCUGCACCAACAGAGGGUUUUGAAGCGAUGGCAGUUCUUGAAGGUGGCUACGCAUCAUCUCUCCUCGCGCAACACAACGUUGUCGUGCCUUCACCCGAAGGCGAACUCUUGUACACCAAAGACGCCAUAGCAGCGUUAGUUGAGGCGCACAACGCUUCGGAAACGAAGCCAGAUCCACCCUCCCAGCCAGCCGGAUCUCCAAGCUCGAGUUCGGGGAACAGCAAGGGGAAAGACCCUUGUUUCGACCAGCUCAUCGAGUCUUCACGCCUUCCAAAAGGACGACAGGUGUCUCUCCUUUCCCCAGACCAGAUCCUGAGUACCAUCACUACCAGUAUCCAUCCACGUCGUGCGCCAAUCAUGGCAGACCUCGAAGAAGAACAGAAGAAGAAGGCUCGAGAGAUCGAGGAGCUACAGGCCCAACUUACAACGGCGCGAGAACAACUGACGGUGCUUGAAGGCACCAAUUCGCGACUUGAGGAGCGUCUCAGCGGCAACGACAGCACUGUUUCAGAGCUCCAAAGGAUCAUAUCGAAUCAGGAGGGCAAAAUCCAGCAGCAAGAAAGCAAUGCGCGGCAGCGAGAACAAGAGCUCAGUCAUCGCGACGAGCAGAUCCGACUGCAGGAGGCCACACUGGGGGAACUGAACGAAAAGAUCGGUGAGCUUGAAGGUGAUGUCAGCACUCUCAAGGACGAUCUUCGGUCUGAACGAAAGAGCUUCGCAUUGGAGAAAGAUCACAACCAGAGAGAAGUCGGCAACUUGAAGGAUGAGAUUGCCAAGCGUGGAGAAGAGUUCGAUAACCUUGCGCAGCGUCUAGAGAAAGAGCAGUACAAUCUCUCCCAGGAGCGAACCGCACAUCAAACCGCAAGGGAGUUUUUGGAAGAGGUGCGGCAAACAAAUACGACGUACAAAGAUCAGAUCAUUUUCCAGCAAGGGAAGAUCAGUGAGCUUGAGGAAGCUGGGAACAGUAGCCGUAAUAUGAAGAAGCAGAACGACGCACUUCUCGACGAGCAAGAGAGUUUCAGUGUCAAGGUCAAGGCUUUGGAAGAAGAAGUGGAGAAUCUACAAGAGCAAUUGGAAGCCAGCCAUGGGCAGCUAAAAGAGAAGAAUGACGAAUAUGAUAGCCUCCGCACCGAGUCCAGAGCUUUACGCUCACGUAUCGACGAGAUGGACAUCGAAAAGUCACGCUUUGACCGCGAUCGCUUGAACUUUCAGACUCAGGUCACCACUUUACAGGCGCAGCUCGCCGAGCGCUCCAAGGCCAUCGACACUGAGGACACCGGCCUUUUCACACCGCCACCACCUACCCCACCUCCUUUGAACAGAAUGAACAGCCUUGCAGACGAGCUCUCAGGACAAAGCGACGACGAAGAAGAGGACGAAGAGGACGGGAAUUCGCUGGCCGAAACCGUGAACAUCGAUAUGAUUGAGCACGAGACGCAGACUGACCCUGAGCCAAUCGUUGAGCCACCUAGCCUGAAGAGCAGUGUUCUCACUAUUGUCUCCUCGGAGCCUCUCGACGCACCAGCACCCCCAGAGCCGAUCAUAGAGCGUCUGACUCCAAGUGGCGUUCGUGAAACAGUAUCUUCUGUCCCUGUUGCAGUAACACCGCCCUCAGCACCGAUCAUACCCAAGCCCGUGGCGCUACCUGUCGCUCAUACGAAGUCGAAGAGCUGGUCUCCUAUCUCAAAUCCCUACGAUACCUUGUGGUAUCUUGGCGCAACUCUCAUCAGCUUGUUGUUGGUCCUCAUGGCGUCCCAGACCAUAGAAUACCAAGCUUUCAACUCGCCAUCACCCUCCACCCCGUUGCGAAUUCUACACGCCACAGCUUCGCCGGUGAUCUCUGUCUUUCACGCCUUCCCAUCAGCACGCGUCUUACCGAUUGGAUUCAGCAACACGCCUCUUUCGCGGGCAGGAAGUCACGGAAUGGGAAGUUGGGCCGGUGGACUUGUACCCGUUGGGUUUACUGAGAGUUACUUGGACCCGGGAUAUAUGUUUGGCGAAUGGAUGAUCUGGGCAGAAAGGGUGUUGGGUGUGGAUCGUGGAGCUUUGACUUGA